This is a messenger RNA of Strongylus vulgaris, 486 nucleotides long. The record is from the annotation of a GenBank genome assembly. Lineage: Eukaryota; Metazoa; Nematoda; Chromadorea; Rhabditida; Strongylidae.
AUGAGUGUGCAAGACCUGAGGAUAACGACUGUGAUGAAAAUGCUGACUGUAUUGACACUGAUGAUAUACGUCUGUCAGUGUAAGACGGGAUUCUUCGAUGAAAACACGGAUCCAGCUAAAACUGGACGAGUCUGCAUUGGCCUUGUCAUCGAUCGACCACAAGAAAAUGAGAAGACCACGCUGUCGCCAAAUCUUGUCCCAUGCGGCAACACCUACUGCAGAGUUGAUCUUCGUGAGGUCCCAAUUGUUGUUCGAGUUAUUGAUUUUGAUGGUGAACCGCUACAGUACUCCAUCGACUACAGUAAACCAAAUAGUCCUGAACAUGUCCAGAUCGUUGAUACUGUUGUCAAGGGUCUUGGUGAUGUAUUCAAGCAGACCGACGUAGCACCACGCUACAUCACUACCGAUAUAAAUUACAUCACAAAUCCUAAGGUUGAAAACAGGGCAUCUAUGAUUGGUGGACAUGCAGAUUUUCCUGUUGGGUAG